Molecule: messenger RNA, 375 nt
Organism: Entamoeba invadens IP1
Lineage: Eukaryota; Evosea; Mastigamoebida; Endamoebidae
Exons: 1
Coding region: 1-375 (124 amino acids)
Source: RefSeq, a predicted model, not a curated record
AUGUUGCAACAAAAUCGAUAUUUAAAUGUGCUUAGAGAACUGAGAUGUAACUGUUUUAAAAAUUGUCAUAAACUUCGUAAUAUUAAUAUACCAUAUAGUGUGCAAAUGUUAGAAGAUUACUGUUUUGCUAAUUGUUCAAAGUUAGAUAUAAUUGAAUUGCCAAAAGAACUGAUGGAAAUUGGCGCAUAUUGUUUUGCAAAUGACAUUAGUUUGACUGGAGUAGUAGUUCCAUCAAAAACAACUAAAAUUGGCGAUUCAGCUUUCGAAAGAUGUGAACGUCUUUCUUUUUUUAGUGCACCAGAAAAUAUUGAUUUGGGUAAUAAUAUUCUUAUGGAUUGCAAAUCAAUCGAAAGUUUAACGCAAUACAAGAAAUAA